AGUAUUAAAAUUUAAAAAUUAUUUUUAACUUAACUAAUUUAAAUCUAUUAUUAUUUAUUUUUACUUAACUAUUAAAUAGUUACUAUAGUUAACUACACAGUACAUAAAGCUAAAACUAAAAUGAUCUAAUGUUUAACUCAUUAUGUCACAAUCUCAGUGAAUCAUACCAAAUUGAAUAUUUACAUCAGUCGCCAAACACUAUUCCUUGUGUUAUAGCACCACUCUGUAUUAAAUAAUAGUGAUAAAUAUUUCAUCAAUUACGAUUUAACGACUGUUGAAUGCAAAUUUCUAUACCAUAAUUUUAGUACGUACAACAUAAUCAUAAUAAAAAAUCGUAAGACAUUUUUCUAUUAAAGAAACAUCCCGAAAUAUCAUGCUUCUUCGAUCAAAACAUUAGACCAGAUAAAAAGAAAAUGAUAUUCAAAGCACUUAAUAAAGUGCGGCCCAUGUGUGGCUUGCAUUGUCCUCUAAACUCUGUGUUUAACAAACGUACACACAAUACUAGUUCAAACAGUGAACAAAAAAAGAGAAUACGGUCUACUGUAUAUUAUCUUUCUUCAUUAGGAGUAUUAACAGUCGGUCUAAGUUAUGCGGCUGUGCCACUGUACAAAAUGUUUUGUCAGGCAUUCAGUUAUGGUGGAACACUUAACCAUAAUAUAGAAGAUUCUAAAGUAGAAACAAUGAAGCCUAAUAGAAACCGAGAGAUCAAAGUUCAUUUCACUGCUGAUACAUCGUCCAGUAUGCAAUGGAGCUUUAAACCUCUUCAGAAUGAGAUCAGAGUAGCUCCAGGUGAAACAGCAUUAGCAUUCUAUACAGCUAAAAAUCCAUUAGACAAGCCAAUCACGGGUAUCAGCACCUACAAUGUUGUACCUUUUGAGGCCGGACAAUAUUUUAAUAAAAUACAAUGUUUUUGUUUUGAAGAACAACAGUUAAAUCCAAAUGAAGAAGUUGAUAUGCCAGUAUUUUUUUUUAUUGAUCCAGAGUAUACAACUGAUCCGAAAAUGGAGAACAUUGAUGACAUAACACUGUCCUACACAUUCUUUGAAGCCAAACAAGGCAUGGAUUUAUCAAAUAUUUUCAAACACUGAUACAGUGUAUAAUUUAUGCUUCUGGUAGUAAACUUUGUUAAUAUUAUUGCAUAUACGCUUUGGUUUAAUAUAUUUU
Molecule: messenger RNA, 1164 nt
Organism: Rhopalosiphum maidis (corn leaf aphid)
Lineage: Eukaryota; Metazoa; Arthropoda; Insecta; Hemiptera; Aphididae
Gene: Cox11
Product: cytochrome c oxidase assembly protein COX11, mitochondrial
Exons: 4
Coding region: 414-1088 (224 amino acids)
Cellular component (GO): mitochondrial inner membrane
Molecular function (GO): copper ion binding
Source: RefSeq, a predicted model, not a curated record